CUCAACGGCGAGUUGUUUAAUUUUUUUCCUAAAGUUUUUUUUGUUCCAAAACGCUCUCUCUUUUCUUCUUCUCUUUACCUUUCUUUUUUAAUACUCGACAUCCCUGCACCUUACUUCUUGCUUCCCCCCUAUACGUCGUUAACAGACACACUAAUUCCCCCUUUUUUUAGAAAUGAAGUUUGCCGCCGUUAUCCUUGCCAUUGCCGCCGCCGCCACCGCACAGAAGGCCGAGCUCGCUGACGUCCUGGCUGCUCUGCCCACCAAUAUUAUCGCUGCCAUGACCUACUUCCCCACCUCCAUGAUCGCUGGUCUGAUGAGAGGUGAGGGGACCCUCCCCACUGACUUUGCUUCGCUCAUAGAGCUGGCUCCCGGAAUCCCCACCGAGGACAUCCCCCAGCUCUCCAGCGAUUACGUUGAGUUCAUGAACAAGUUCGGUGCCCUGAUCGGUGCGCCUGCUGCUCCCACCGAGAAUGUUUCCGAGGACCAGGAGGAGGAGGAGGCUUCGACUCCCGCUGCCACUACAGAGGAGACCGAGGAGGAGACCGAGGAGGAGACCACUAAGCCUGAGGAGGAGACCACUAAGUCUGAGGAGGAGACCACUAAGCCUGAGGAGAGCGCCGAUGAUAACAGCGAGGCCGUCUCUGAGGCUGACUCUGAGGCCGACUCUGAGGCUGAUAGCGAGGAGAAGGAUCUCGAGUCGCUCGACAACGACGCUUCCCAGGAGGACAAGUCCGAGUCCAAGGAGAAGUCUGAGAGCGAGCUCGAUGAGGAGAGCGAGAGUGAUGAGUCCUCGGGCUCCAGCUCGGCCUCAAAGAAGAGCAGCAGCUCCAGCGGUGCUGCCAAGGUUGCCGGCUCCAUGGCCGCUGCCGUCGUUGUCGUCGCCGCCGCCUUCUUCUAAGUUUGAAAUAGCGUGAUUUUUCUCUUCUAUAUAGUUCUUUUUGGAAAUUUCAAUGUCUUUUUUGGUCCAUUUUUGACUCUUGUGACUGACUGUUGAUGCAUUGAAGAAAAUAAUGAC
This is a messenger RNA of Kickxella alabastrina, 1015 nucleotides long. RefSeq lists its product as uncharacterized. The transcript has a single exon. The record is from RefSeq and is a predicted model, not a curated record. Bases 173 to 898 code for a protein of 241 amino acids. Lineage: Eukaryota; Fungi; Kickxellomycota; Kickxellomycetes; Kickxellales; Kickxellaceae.